UAUGGAUCGAAAAUGCAUACAGACGAACACCGAGCGGACCAAUUUUGAGUUUAAGUCCGCGUGUUAGGCAACGCAAACGGACACGCACGGACUAUUUGUGUGAGCGUGGGUGUGAAGCCUGGCAGGGUGGCGGACUGGUGGGCUGUGACUGAGCGGCGUCGCGGCGGAGGUGGGGAUGGGGACGGAGACGAAGCGCGUCGGAUUCGCGGAGCCGAGGAUCGAAGGCGCCGGCGAGGCAGGGCUAGGAAGCCCAGUCCGCGGGGCCGCGGCCGGGGAAGAGGAGGCCGCCGUCGUCGUCGGCGGCGGCGGCAAGGCAAACGCACGGCCGCUCCGUCGCAGAGGGGUCAAGUGAAGCGCAAGGCGGCCCUGAGGAGGAAGCGCCCGCCUCCCCGCGACGGGGAAAAGCGGCCGCCUCCGGCCCGGAGCUCGGCGCCGGUGGCGGGGGAUUACAAGGAGGAGGACGCGAUCGCCGUGCACCGUCGGGUCUGGGAGAGGAGAUGGGCCGGCAAUUUCGGCUCCUUCGACGACGGAACGGGUAUCGGUCCCAUGUGCUACACAUCCGAACCGCCCACCCCGGAAUACCUUUUCAGAGAACAGACCGUGCAGAUCUUCUCCAUCAGGGUCAGGGCCCCAACAGAUGGUCUCAAGUGGCCACUGCAUGUCCAUGGCUAUGUCGCCACCAGAGACUCGAUGGAUCGCAAUCGCAACUAUCUCUUUAGGUGCGCAAGGGAUAACUGCCAAACCCUCACGCAAAACGAUCCAUUCUUGCUGUUAACAGGCCCAUCCCGCGGGGUAGUGUUCCUCGAUCCGAUCACGUUCGAAUUCCAGCUAAAAGUGAAGGGAAAAGGGGAGUCCGAGGACGAAAUGCUGGCUUUUGGUGUCUUCUACUACGGCGAUGGGAAUGCUUGUGCACGCAAGCUCUCCAUGUCCAUCCCCCACAACCGCUGCACGCUCGAGUACGAAGUGGCGCUGCGGCCGCGCUCGGUCGAGGCCACCAUCAGCGUCAAGAUCCUCUAG
Triticum urartu is the source of this 1017-nucleotide messenger RNA. RefSeq lists its product as uncharacterized. Lineage: Eukaryota; Viridiplantae; Streptophyta; Magnoliopsida; Poales; Poaceae. The record is from RefSeq and is a predicted model, not a curated record.